AUGUCUGUUUCAACUCUUAUUAGCAAAUUGCAACUAGUACCUACCGAGAACAACAAUAACAAUCUAAACGAAUUGCCACUAUUACCUGCCGAAAAUAAUGGCCGCAAUAUAAAGUAUAAUUUUAAUCUAAUCACUAUCGUUAACUUAGUAUUUUAUGGUUUAUUAAUUCCAUUCCCAAUACUUAUUAGCGAAUUGCAACCAGAAAGCCCAAGCAAUCUAAAGUAUGAUUAA
Molecule: messenger RNA, 231 nt
Organism: Acaulospora colombiana
Lineage: Eukaryota; Fungi; Glomeromycota; Glomeromycetes; Diversisporales; Acaulosporaceae
Source: the annotation of a GenBank genome assembly